Molecule: messenger RNA, 1824 nt
Organism: Leptidea sinapis
Lineage: Eukaryota; Metazoa; Arthropoda; Insecta; Lepidoptera; Pieridae
Product: neurotactin
Exons: 3
Coding region: 77-1573 (498 amino acids)
Source: RefSeq, a predicted model, not a curated record
CGCAAAGCAGAAACUACGCCGUAUAUCGAACGAUAAAAGCUCGAUAGAUAUCAUUUUGGGUUCAAACCCAUCAAAAAUGUAUUUUAUGACAUUAUUUAGAUGGCUGCUUCUCAUAUGUGGUGUUUGCGGACAAGUUCUUGCGAGAGACAAUCAACGACGCGAUCUGGAUUUUGAAAAUGUGUUUAAAAAUGACGAUUCCGGUCCAGCUCGAAUUCGGCGUUACACAAGAGGCCGAAGGCGAGAAAACAUAAAAAAGGCAAGUGAUGAAGACGACGAUGAUCCUUACAAUUAUAAAUCAGAUUACACUUCAAUACCAAAAGCGUUCGGGGGAAGUUCCUACAGUAGCCCCUAUACAGAAAAAAAGGAUAAUGAAGAUUACGCCUAUCCUUACAAGUACGGAUCUGGAUAUGAUCACAAAGAGUACGACAGAAUAAAAGAGCUGUCUGAAAAACAAGCAGCAGAAAUUAGAGAAAACCCUGGAAACUGUAAAGAAGUCAAAAGGGAUGGUAUGACAUGUAAUGUUUGUAAAGACCCUAAGACAGGAGGAAAUUACGAAUCUUGUUCUUAUGUAGCAGAACCUAAAAAUAAUAAAUAUGCGUAUUCGAAAGAGAGAAAAUUUGAUAGUAAUGAUGAACCUGAAGUCAAUUCUGGAAGUGAUGAGAAAUCAGGAGAUUCACCGAAAAAGUCAGAAAAAUAUAAGGAUAGUCGUGAAACUUCUCCCCAAAAAUUUACCAGUUCAGAUGAAGAAAAACCUUCUAGUAAUUACAAGAAAAUUGAUGAUGACUCAGGUGAAAAAUAUAAGGGCUACUACGUGCAUACUUCGAAACCAAACCCAAGUGAAGCAUUACGAGCAGCCAGUGACGAGUCUACUAGCGCCGAGACUAAAGAGUCAAAGCCAUAUGACUAUAAAAAAUCAUUGCCAGGAUUUUAUACUGAUAACGAACCGAAAAAGGAUGUAGAACAUGUUCUGGCCGAAUUUAAAAAGAAAGACAGGUCCACAUGUAAAAAAGUACAAAAGAAUGGCAUGACUUGUUAUCAGUGCUUAGAUAAAAAUGGUCUUAAAAACGAGGAAUGCAUGUUUGUUUCUGAAUCAGCACCAAAACAGAGCCACUUAGCAUACCAGGAAGUGAAAGAAUUUACAUCGAAGCCAGCCACGCUCGAUAGUGGAAGUGUUGAAGCUGAAAGUCAAACAAUUACAACAAGCACUCCACCAAAUCAAAAAUCAGCUGCCUAUGUAGCAGCUCCUACAACUAAUGGAAAAAAGCAAAAGCGUAAGAAAGCGACACAAACAGCAGGCAUUUCAGCUGCGAAAACGGCGGAUUUAACGGAAAAAACAAUUGAGUCACCAAAAGUAAAGAGAAGCCCCGACUCCGAAAACAAAAACGCUGAAAUCAUUGAUGAAGCAGCAAAUAUUGCACCACCAGAAGAGUUUGCCGGUGCAAGUUCCAAAGGCGCCUUUUGGGCAGAAACAAUGCCACGAUAUAGCGCUGACUUAGGGGUCACUUUACCAGAAUAUAUGCUCUCCAGAUCUGAGCAUGAAGCUUUAUUUGAUGAAGCUGUGUUAGGAGCGUAAACAUACUCUAGAUUGAAAGCCAAUUAAUACAAAAACACUGCUUAUAUUAUGGUCUUAUUUGAAAAAAAAAAUCAAUGAAUAAGAUAAAAGAUUUUAAAUAUCGUACCAAAAAUAAAUGACUGCAACCAGCAAGUGAUAUUUGUAGUAUUAAUGGAUGUUGUUUAAUCGAUAGAUGGCCUAUGUCUGGGCCCUAUUAGAUAGUUGUUGACUAGUUCUAGAUUACUUACGAAUAAAAUGAUUUUUUAUAUUAA